UCCGGGUUGAGAGGCUGCUCUGGACCGAAGCGGUGGCCGCUGAGCUGGUGCGGGUAAGGGGCCGCGCGGGGCCGGGAUCUGCGGCCAGGGUCGGGCAGCUGAGCGGGCCGGCACCCCUCCUCUGCUCUGCCGGGCAAAGCCGCGGUGCGGCUCGGUCUGGCUGCUCUGUCCCGCAGAAUUCCCCAUCCCCAGCUCGACCCCCUCCCAAAGCUGUCCGGGUCCCGGGAUUCCAGCCCCACUGUGGCCUCCGCCCCUCUUCGGGAUCUCCUCCUCGUAGCAUCUAUCCCUUGGGACUGUCUGGUCCUCUAGAUCCUCCUCGCUUGGAGCCCCUUCCUUGGGACUCCCUCGGCCUCUCUCCUCCAGCGCCCAUCGCUGGUGGCCACCUAGGUCCUAGGAACCGAGCGGUGCUCGCAUCCCGGGUGGCACCCACUAGGCACCGAGCCCUCGCGCCUCCGGCGUCGCAGACAGCUCCCCCCGGGCUCCCCGGCGCCUGUCGCCCGUGCCCCCGUGGGCCUGGCCCCCGGGUUCCGCCCCCAAUCGCUCCGCGCCGGCCGCCGGCCUCCCGGGCUCCGCUCCGCACCGCCCCCGGCGCCAUGGCGUGCAGCCUCAAGGACGAGCUGCUGUGCUCCAUCUGCCUGAGCAUCUACCAGGACCCAGUGAGCCUGGGCUGCGAGCACUACUUCUGCCGCCGCUGCAUCACCGAGCACUGGGUGCGGCAGGAGGCUCAGGGCGCCCGCGACUGCCCAGAGUGCCGGCGCACGUUCGCCGAGCCCGCGCUCGCGCCCAGCCUCAAGCUGGCCAACAUCGUGGAGCGCUACAGCGCCUUCCCGCUGGACGCCAUCCUCAACGCGCGCCGAGCCGCGCGACCCUGCCAGGCUCACGACAAGGUCAAGCUCUUCUGCCUCACGGACCGCGCACUGCUCUGCUUCUUCUGUGACGAGCCCGCGCUGCACGAGCAACACCAGGUCACUGGCAUCGACGAUGCCUUCGAGGAGUUGCAGGCCCUGUGUGUAUUUCAGAGAGAACUGAAGGAGCAGCUUCAGGCCCUUCAGGACAGCGAGCGGGAGCACACGGAAGCACUGCAGCUCCUCAAGCGGCAGCUGGCAGAGACCAAGUCCUCUACCAAGAGCCUGCGGACCACCAUCGGGGAGGCCUUUGAGCGACUGCACCGGCUACUGAGAGAGCGACAGAAGGCCAUGCUGGAGGAGCUGGAGGCAGACACCGCCCGCACACUGACUGACAUUGAGCAGAAGGUCCAGCGUUACAGCCAGCAACUGCGAAAGGUGCAAGAGGGGGCCCAGAUCCUGCAGGAGCGGCUGGCCGAGACUGACAGGCACACUUUCCUUGCCGGAGUGGCCUCUCUGUCUGAAAGACUCAAGGGGAAGAUCCAUGAGACCAACCUAACGUACGAAGACUUCCCAACCUCCAAGUACACAGGCCCCCUGCAGUACACCAUCUGGAAGUCUCUUUUCCAGGACAUCCACCCAGUGCCAGCUGCCCUGACCCUGGACCCAGGCACUGCCCACCAGCGCCUGAUCCUGUCGGAUGACUGCACCAUCGUGGCCUACGGGAACCUACACCCACAACCACUGCAGGACUCACCGAAGCGCUUUGACGUGGAGGUGUCAGUGCUGGGCUCUGAAGCCUUCAGCAGCGGUGUCCACUACUGGGAGGUGGUGGUGGCAGAGAAGACCCAGUGGGUGAUUGGGCUGGCUCACGAGGCUGCUAGUCGCAAAGGCAGCAUCCAGAUCCAGCCUAGCCGUGGCUUCUACUGCAUUGUUAUGCACGACGGCAACCAGUACAGUGCCUGCACAGAGCCCUGGACGAGGCUCAACGUCCGUGACAAGCUUGACAAGGUGGGUGUCUUCCUGGACUAUGACCAGGGCCUCCUCAUCUUCUACAAUGCCGAUGACAUGUCCUGGCUCUACACCUUCCGAGAGAAGUUCCCUGGCAAGCUCUGCUCCUACUUCAGCCCCGGCCAGAGCCACGCCAAUGGCAAGAACGUCCAGCCACUUCGGAUCAACACCGUCCGCAUCUAGUCUGGGCAGAGGGAGACCAAAGCCUACUGGGGCUAUGACCACCAGCAAGAGCCUUGCCUGACAGACGGAGGGCCUGUACUACUCAGGCCCGCCGUGGCCACCCUGAGACCUCAGGCCAAUUGUUUCUCUCCCAGGCUCCUCUUUCCUGUCUGUGGGCUGGAGAUUGUGCUCUGUGGUUGAUAUCCUGUACCUCUGAUCUUAAUGGGAUAUGACAUGGCUUCUCCCCAGGGCAGCCCUUACCCAACCCUUCAUCCCCAUUCUCCCAGGGACAGAAAAUCUCCCUCCUCCUGCCCAGCUAACCUAGCAUCAUGACAGAUCAGAUGUGAUCAGUAGCUAGCAGCCCAAAAGGUAUACAGAAUCCUCUUAUGCUUAUGGCCUAAGAGUUGACUCACCCUUGACCAGGAAAGUUCUGGUCCAUUUUACUCUUGAUCUAAGUCCACAGAGGACACAGGCAGAAGCUGGUUCUGGGAUUAUUUGAGGGUCAUCCUCUCCUGCCACCUGUGCACCAAGCCAAAAGCUGUGGCUUUCCUCCUCUCUCACUAAUCUGCCAGUCACACAAGAUGGACAGCCCACACCAUGCCACUACCUUCUAGCCCAUGGAUUCUGAGGCAGGGUGAGGACUACAGACCCUAGAAGCCAAUAUAGAACACUGUCAGGACAGAGCACCAGUGGAUGAUCCACGUCCCCAACGGCCUCUGGGGUCAGAGGUCCUACAAUCCUUGUCAACCUGGCCUCUGACCUGCUACAUGGACAAAGAGGGUGUUAGCAGCAGUUGUUUCUGUCAGGACCUGAACCCCAGGAAGGCUGUUAUUGGGUACCACCUUGGACUUGACAUCUGGCUCCCUGAGGAUUCGGAUACACAAACAAGAGCCACUUUGGUUGACUUCAUUAGACAAGAAUUUGCAAUCAGCUCCCCGGUGGCUUGCAAGAUCACUGAAAGGGCUGGAGGAGGAGAGCCUUUACUGAGUUUCCAGGAACAACUCCCAACAGCUAGAGGGGUUGUGUCUUGUGACCAGAAACACUGCUUCCAUUUCCAGCUGCCCCAUAAGCUGCUGACUGCCACCAUCCAUUCCAGCAAGUGGUUGUCCGAGCCUGCCCCACCCCCUCUCAACUCAGGUCCCAGUUCUACAUCUUUCAGAGGAAUUCUUUUUUUGUGAAAACUUUGAGUCCAAACCCAGACUUUGACUGCAAAGCAGUCUGGGAAAUGUAGUUUUUUUUCUUCCAGACUCAACCACAGACAAAAGUUAGCAUGGAGGUGGAACAGGCCCAUCCACAAUUUCCUUACCAAUGAAUCCAACUGUGAAGAACUCAGGAGAAUCCAUGAAUCCACCUCAAGGCCUUGGCUUUGAAGCAGAACUGCUAAAAAUGUCCUGCUCCAUGGCUCUGUCCCUGCCUGUCCCUUCCCAGAGGCAACAACCUAAGGAGUAGGUGGCAUCAGAAAUACAGACAAAAUGGCUCCCCAGCCUCAGCCUUCCUUUGUUGUCCUGGGCCGUCAAUUCCGUACUUGGGAUUCAGUGAGCAUGCCCAUCUCCAGGGAGCCAGAAUGAAUGAACUUGAGGGGCCCCCACUCACAACUGCCAUGUGCUAGGGCCUCCCUGAGCAAGAGAAAUCCUGAGGCCUACUUGCCCUCUCCACUCCCAGACACCAGGCCAUGCCUGGCAGUAUUUUUAUUUAAAACAUGGCCCUUUUUGUGCAUUCUGGUCGGUUUGUAUUAAAUUAAAGUUACAGGGCACAGGU
This is a messenger RNA of Arvicanthis niloticus (Nile rat), 3776 nucleotides long. RefSeq names its product tripartite motif containing 62 (gene Trim62). Gene Ontology annotation, molecular function: zinc ion binding; protein binding. NCBI's taxonomy places the organism in Eukaryota, Metazoa, Chordata, Mammalia, Rodentia, Muridae. The record is from RefSeq and is a predicted model, not a curated record.